Messenger RNA from Daphnia carinata, 1538 nucleotides. RefSeq lists its product as uncharacterized. Gene Ontology annotation, biological process: mRNA processing. Gene Ontology annotation, molecular function: mRNA binding. Gene Ontology annotation, cellular component: exon-exon junction complex. The transcript is spliced from 6 exons. Lineage: Eukaryota; Metazoa; Arthropoda; Branchiopoda; Diplostraca; Daphniidae. Bases 160 to 1296 code for a protein of 378 amino acids. The record is from RefSeq and is a predicted model, not a curated record.
GCAUUAGUAGCGAGUGACAAUUGGCUUCCAAUGGUUGUUGCUGUGAAAGAAUAGGCCCAUCUAUAGAAGUCAUCGUAUUUACUUAACAACUCAAUUCUAUAAAAUUUUGGUACACCGUAUAUCGGAGGGAAAAUCAGCGAAAAUUGUCCUCAUCACAAGAUGAUGAGACCACGAUCCCGAUCAAGAGGUGGAAAAUCAUCAGCUUACCAACGAUCGAGAAGUCGCUCACCAUUUUUCACCAGAGAGAAACAUAACAGAUAUCCAAGCAAACCAUACAGAGGCAAUUCUUAUCACCACCAUGGAAGACCUGAAGAUGUGAGGCGCAGGGAGGAAUAUAACAGACCAGCACAUAAUUCUCCAAGACGAUCACCAUGCCCCUACAAGCCCAGGAGUCGUAGUCAUUCUCCGAGUCCAGGUGUUCAUCAUCAGAAUUCACAUAAUGUAAGAAAAGGGGAAUUCAACAAUGACACCCGUAGAGACCAAAGCCCUGUUCAUUAUGAUACAAUGUAUCGUCGCAGUCCGCCUCCACAAAGGUUACCGACAGAACCCAUCCCAAAGGAUCGGAGCAUAUUCCGUGGACCUGGGGGCACGGUGAUAGACCUAAAUGAGCUUCAGAAAAUUACCGUUGACAUCCGUCGAAAUCUGUCACGCGGUGCAGUCCCUGCAUCGUAUGGCCCGUUGAAAUAUGCAUUCAAUCCUGCAGACGUCAUUCUUGUUCGAAGACCUGGAGAAGGAUCACAUCCAAUAUUCGAUCGCGAAGAGUUGAAACCGCGACCUGCGGAAGAAAGGGUAAUAAAACUGGCAGCAGAUUUUCCAGAUAGAAUGGAACGUGUACAACGGUCGCCUUCGCGAAGCCAUGACCCAUUCACUGGAGCUUCAGGUUCAUCUUAUCAGCAAGAUAAUCGAUCCGUCGAUGGAGACGGUGAAGGAGACUUGCGAUUUCGUUUGAUGGAAAAGAAAAGUAGCGAGGAAAAUAAGGAAAGGAUGAUUGUCGAUCCGAAUUAUGUUCCGCAAGGCCGUUACUAUUACGAGCAUGAUAAUCGCGAAAGGUUCAUGAACCGAGGACGCGGAUUUGCUUUCCGCGGAAACACAAGGGGUAAUUACAAUUCAAAUUUACAAGGUGGCAAUAGUAGUGGAGCAUUUCGUGGAAGCUAUCGUGGUGGCAACGGCGGUCAGUACCGCGAAACAUCUCGCGGCUCUUACAGAGGCAAAUUGCGUUCUCCCAACUGGCAACAUGAUUUGUUUGAUACGGCGCCAGUGGAUGAUGGAAAACCAAGUAGUACGACGCAGAUAUGAAACGGUUAAUGAACCAUUCCCUUUGAACACACACAAAAUCAUCCUUACCUUUCCCUUGACGUCAGCGUUGAAAGGCAUGGUUGGCAUCACAUAACUACAUUUACAUAAUGAAAAAGUUAUGUACAUCCCCACAUCCCAUUCGAUUAAAGAUUACAAUGACGUUUAUUCCACAAAACGGUGGUCACGUUUUUUCUUUGCAUGAUGGAAGACAAUGAUGCAUAAUAAAUAUGUUUAGUUAAUUA